Messenger RNA from Columba livia (rock pigeon), 3410 nucleotides. It is a transcript of the gene DBR1, whose product is annotated as debranching RNA lariats 1. Gene Ontology annotation, biological process: mRNA splicing, via spliceosome. The transcript has 8 exons. Gene Ontology annotation, cellular component: nucleus. Lineage: Eukaryota; Metazoa; Chordata; Aves; Columbiformes; Columbidae. Bases 42 to 1661 code for a protein of 539 amino acids. The record is from RefSeq and is a predicted model, not a curated record. Gene Ontology annotation, molecular function: RNA lariat debranching enzyme activity.
UAAGGCGCGCGCGGCGCCUGCGCGGUGGCGGAGCGGCGGCGAUGAAGGUGGCGGUGGCCGGGUGCUGCCAUGGCGCCCUGGACAAGAUGUACGAGACGCUGGAGCUGCUGCAGCGGCGGCACAACGUGCGGCCCGACCUGCUGCUCUGCUGCGGCGACUUCCAGGCCGUGCGCAAUGAGGCGGACCUGCGCUGCAUGGCCGUGCCCGCCAAGUACCGCCACAUGCAGACGUUCUACCGGUACUACUCCGGCGAGAAGAAGGCUCCGGUGCUCACGGUGUUCAUCGGCGGGAACCACGAGGCGUCCAACCACCUGCAGGAGCUGCCGUACGGCGGCUGGGUGGCACCCAACAUCUACUAUCUCGGUUAUGCGGGCGUGGUGCGGUUCCGCGGCGUGAGGAUCGGCGGCAUCUCGGGCAUCUUCAAGUCUCACGACUACCGGAAAGGCCACUUUGAGUGUCCACCAUACAACCAGCAAACCAUCAGAAGCGCUUACCAUGUGAGGAAUAUCGAAGUCUUCAAACUCAAGCAGUUGAAGCGUCCAAUUGAUAUAUUUAUGUCACAUGACUGGCCCAGGAGCAUAUAUCACUAUGGAAACAAGAAACAGCUUCUUAAAAUGAAAUCCUUCUUCCGCCAAGAAGUGGAGAGCAACACCUUGGGAAGCCCUGCUGCUUCUGAGCUUCUGCAGCAUCUGAAACCCACGUACUGGUUCUCAGCACAUCUUCAUGUUAAAUUUGCAGCUUUCAUGCAACACGAGACAAACUCCAAAGAAGAGCUACCAAAAGCAACCAAGUUUUUGGCUCUGGAUAAAUGCCUGCCACACAGAGACUUUCUGCAGAUAGUAGACAUAGAACAUGAUCCCAAUGCAGGCGACUCACUGGAGUAUGAUGCUGAGUGGAUUGCAGUCCUCAAGGCCACCAACAGCCUUGUUAAUGUGACUCAGAGCUCAUGGAAUAUGCCUGAAAAUAAUGGCCUCCAUGCAAAGUGGGAUUACAGCGCAACAGAAGAAGCCAUCAAAGAGGUUUUAGAAGAGCUGAAUCAUGACCUCAAAAUUCCUUGUAACUUCACAUUGACAGCUGCUUGUUAUGAUCCCAGCAAGCCCCAAAAAAACAUGGAACCAGUUCAUAUCAUCAAUCCACAGACCACUGAGUUUUGUGCCCAGUUCGGCCUCACUGACAUCAAUGACAGGAUUCAUCAAGCUAAAGAAGAGGGCUCAGUACGAGGUGAAAAUGAAGAGGAGGAGGAGGAAGAGGAGAUGGACAGUACUGGCUCAGCAGAGGAACCCAGUGAAUAUAAUACAGAUAAUUCUGGACUUUCAUCCAUUAAUCCAGACGAAAUAAUGCUGGAUGACGAGGGUGGUGAUGAAGACUUGAGUACAUGUUCUGUAGAUCCUUCCCCUGAUCAUCCUCCUGACUUCUCUGCAAGUUUUUCUGACAUCCGGAUCAUGCCAGACUCCAUGGCAGUAUCAUCUGAUGAUGCUAUGGACUCCACUAACGAGGAACUGGAGAAAUCUGGUGUGACUAAGCAGGUGGAAGAGAAGAGCUUAACCGAGAGACCAUUAAAGCGCAUUGGUGGUAAUGAAAAUGGGGACAGUGGCAUUAAAAAAAUUAAGAGAAGGAAUCAAGCUAUCUAUGCUGCAGAGGAUGAGGAUAAAACAGAAUAAUACUUCACAUGAUAUACAACUAAGUUCUCUGCCCACCUUUUAUGGGAAGGUGGUGAGAACUGUGGUGGACUGUUCGUGCUUUUAAUGUUACUUGAUCUUAUUCAUGUUAUGUUCUUAAGCUGAAGAGGCUGUUUGUAGCUCUUGCAGGGAAGAUUUAUCUGCAUUAAACAUCUAAGUCAGAAGCAGACUUUUCCAACAAAGUGCUUUGUCAAAGGAUUUAAAGCUCAUGUGUAAUCAGUUCAUUUCGCUUCAGUUCUUGGUUAUUAGUGUAUACUAUGUGUAUAUUAGUGUAUACUAUGUAUCUUCAGCUGUACAAGAACUCUUAAACUGUAACUCAAGUCAAAGUGAGAGGAUGUCUGACUUGCAAGACUGAAUGAUUUUAUUGCUUUUUUUUCUUGUUUUUAUACUGAACUUUUAAUACAAACUAGCACAUGCAAUAACUUGGUGAAUUAAAUUUCAAAAUAGAAUUCCCAUGAUAACAAAACGGCAAUAGAAGAGUGAAAGUUUUUUUGUUUCUGGUGAUAUUCCCACCACAGAAAAACUUCAUGGUUGUAAACAAAACGAUGUGUAUCAUCAAGUAUUGGCUUUUAAUGACAGAUUUGAAAGGGAACGAGGUGUCUUAAUUAGAAGCGUGACAGUUUUAUGGGGAACAUGGGAGAGUUCAAACUCACCUGUGUGCUUUUUCUUAAAACUUGAGAACCAUGUCUUAAAAUGAAAAUGCAAGCAGUUAGGAUGAACAGUUUCCUAAAUGCAGACAUCAUAGUCUUAGUUCUUACUAAUGAAGGCUAUGUUGUAUUUCAUAUAAGGUGGUUGAUGUUUAUAAGUUGCUUGAGACAGUAAUGCCUACCAUUAGCAUUACUCUAAGUUUUCACAUUCCACUUUUUUCAGUAGUGUGUAACUUGCUGAAUUCUUACAACAGGAUUUGGAAUCUUCCAAAGUACCUUUGUAACCUUCAGCUGAGGGAGAACAGGAGCUGCCAGAAUAGAGACCUUAUUGGAAAUUGCAAGUUUUUUCUGUUCUUGUUUGCUAUGAAUUACUAGCAAACAUACUUUGGCCUAAAAGGCUGUGAGGGUAGCAAAACUUUCAUGAAAAUUAGGGUGUUUUCAUGUCAUUAGUCUUCCUGUCAAAUUCUGCUGGUGUUCUGUGCUGAGCUUUUGGAGCCCAGAUGGAGCAGGACUUCUUCAUGACUGUGCUGCGUGUGCAAGCAGAAGUACCUCCUGUGUGCUUUUGCUCCGUGGAGACGAGAGCAGAGAGUGAGAAGAACCGGUGAGUGUGAGUUAUGUAGCAGGGAAUCACUUCAAUGUCAAGACUUCUGUCUUUAAAAUCACUGCCACCUUCUGGGGUUCAUCUUGGUUCCUCUCGUGUCAGCAGUUCACUUUGUAAACUAAAUGUGUAUAAGUAUUCAAGGGCUAGAAAAUGGCAAAAUUAAUGCUCUUCACAGUUCUGGUUAACAGCUUUAUACUGUGGGGCCUUGUUAAUGCCCCUCCUGUAUCUCCCUGUGCUUAUCUGUCAGAACCCCCACUUACCCUUGUGGUAAGAUGUGAUGAGAAACUGGACUCAGUUACUCUGUUUGGUGUAACCCUCGGGUUAUUUAAAGUAGCUGUGAGCUACCAGCUAGAUCACUGAAGAUAGCUGAGUAUUGAUAAGGGUCCUGGGUCUGCAAUGCUAAAAUCUUAAGCAUGUGUCAUGAUCUGAGGACUGUUGGAAAUAAAAUAGACUACAAUGGAAAUAAAAUCUUUUAAGUGUAAA